Molecule: messenger RNA, 1139 nt
Organism: Thunnus maccoyii (southern bluefin tuna)
Lineage: Eukaryota; Metazoa; Chordata; Actinopteri; Scombriformes; Scombridae
Product: anillin-like
Exons: 12
Coding region: 95-949 (284 amino acids)
Biological process (GO): mitotic cytokinesis; septin ring organization; actomyosin contractile ring assembly
Cellular component (GO): actomyosin contractile ring
Source: RefSeq, a predicted model, not a curated record
GUAACAUUGACAGCUAGCCUGCUAGCUAACAUUAGCUAACAAUUAGGCUAAUGUUAUAUGAGAAGCAUAAGCAGCUAAACACUGUACAGUUGCGAUGCCAAGAAAUGAGCGCGCAAAGCGGAAAAUGCAAAGGGAACAAGACAAAAUUGUGCAGAAGCGUGAGGUCUGCAUUGACAAGAAGAAGAAACCCAACAAGUCAAAGAUAAUGUGGAAGCAGGUUCAUGAGGCCCAUGAGUUGUGUAUGGCGGCUAUCACUCCAAAGAGAUUCCUCGCCAUUACAAAAAGUGGACAGACACCAGUUGUGGCCAGUCCAGGAGGCCCCAACGCUGUUCGCACCAGCAACUUUGUCCUAGUUGGAUCUCACAAGCUCACUCUCUCUUCCAUUGGGAAAAACAAAUUUCCUCUGGAGAAGAUCAAAUAUGAAGGAAGUGAGAGAGAACUACUCAGUGGCAUGUUUCAUAACAAGGUUCCAUUCUUGUGUCCUCUGGAGGGCCACAUCUACCUCAAGAUGCAGUGUGAAGUUGGCUCCAAGGUGGAGGAGAGAGGCUUCCUGACGAUGUUUGAGGAUGUUAGUGGAUUUGGCGCCUGGCACAGGAGGUGGUGUGUGUUAUCAGGAUAUUGCAUCUCCUACUGGACUUACCCAGAUGAUGAGAAGAGAAAGAAUCCCAUUGGUCGCAUCAACCUGGCUAACUGCACCAGUAAGAAGGUGGAACCAGCCAACAGAGAGUUUUGCGCCAGACCAAACACAUUUGAGCUCAUCACAGUCAGACCACAAAGAGAGGACGACAAAGAGACACUAGUCAGUCAGUGCAAGAAUACCAUGUGUGUCACCAAAAACUGGCUGAGCGCUGACACUAAGGAUGAGAGGAAUUUGUGGAUGAAGAAACUCAACCAGAUUGUGGUGGAUCUGCGUAUGUGGCAACCAGACGCCUGUUACAGGCCACUGUAAUCACCGCACUCUGUCACAUGGUGCCUUUCUCUCUUUUGGACUUUCAAUACCAGUGACAAAUACAAUCAUUAAGUGCAAUACAGUAUGAGAAUUGUUAAAUUGUUAACUUGUGGAUAUUUCACAGGACGAUAAAUAAUCAAACACAUAAGUUAUAGAUCUGAGGAAAGUAAAUAAAGCCAUACAUUUGAUA